AUGAAAUCCGGAAUCAAAUUUCCUGAACCGGCAAAUGUCCACAGCUGUCCAGACCAUCAGAAGGAAACAAUCAAAUUAUUCUGUAACGAUCACCAGCAGUCCUGUUCAGUGUGUAUAGGAACAAAACACAGAAAAUGCGAAAGUGUUGAUACUGUCGAAGAUGCGGCAAAGCAUAUAAAAGAAAAUGGCCAAUUUAAUGUUCUUUUGGGUGAUGUGAAGAACCUGGAGAAGACACUAAGAGAAGCAAAGAGCGAACAAGAGAAGAAUGUAGUAGAAAUGGAGAAUUCAGUGGACGAAAUCAUAGAGAAAACAGAAAGGGAAUUCAAGGAACUUGUUGAUCACCUAGAAAUACUGAAGAACAGACAUUUAGAUGAAGUAGCAGGUGCCCUGAAGAAAGGAAGGGGGAAGUUAAGUGAUUGUACAAAUAUACUUUCUGAUGGUAUACAGUGUGCAAAUUACUGUUGUCGGAAUAUAGAAAGAGCUAGAGAGACGAAGAAUGACGCUGAAAUGGUGAUGACUUAUCACAGAGUGAAAGAGAAAAUUUUGCAGCUGAAACGGUUUGAAUUCAAGAAGAAACGGCUAUUAAUAUCUGAAACGACUUCACAAGUUUUGAAAGAAUGUAGAAGUAUGGAGUAUUUCGGGAAUGUAGAAUAUUCCGAGUCUGAUCAUGAUAUCACCUACAAUGUGCAUGAGAUUGCACUAUCUUUUGUUUCUGAAUUCAACUUUGCUGGAGAAAAUUUGAACGUGCACACUGGAAAUUUUCUUUCAAAAGACACCUUUGCUGUUACAGACUACACACCUGAAGGUCAUUGUUUGAUUUAUAGCAAAGAAUGGAAAUCAGUAGAAGUCAUUGAUGGAAUGGGUUAUCCUUUUGAAGUAAUGCAAGCAGGAGAAGAAUUAUUUGUAACUGAUUAUUCAACGAAAUCUAUUGAAGUUUUUUCUGCGUAUGCUCUACAUAAACUGCGAAGUAUCAAUAUAAAUGAAACUGUGUAUGGAAUAACAAACUGCAAUGGAGCGUUUUACAUAGCGUGUGGAAAUAAAAUUAUAAAAAUUGAUAUGUCUGGUACAAAACUUCUAGAAUAUAAAAUUAAGGGCAGUGAUACUGUUCACAUAAGUGCAACAAAUGAUGGACAUCUUGUGUACAGUAACUCUUCCCUGAAUACAGUAACCGCCAUCACGGACCAGGGAGAAACUAUCUGGCAGUAUGAACAUCUCAGAAUGAAAGAACCCAGUGGACUUGAUGUAGACUCUGUCGGCAAUAUCGUUGUUGCCGCUAGAGGAAGUGACAAUAUCCACGUGUUGUCUGGCGCUGGCAGUCUCAUUAGGAUUAUCGAGGAUAUUCCACAGCCAGUGUUUAUUAAACUAAUGGAGGAAAGGAGUUUGUGUUGUGUAUGCAGUGAUUACAAAAUCCUGAAGGUGUAUAAGCUGUAG
Molecule: messenger RNA, 1431 nt
Organism: Ostrea edulis (European flat oyster)
Lineage: Eukaryota; Metazoa; Mollusca; Bivalvia; Ostreida; Ostreidae
Exons: 1
Coding region: 1-1431 (476 amino acids)
Source: RefSeq, a predicted model, not a curated record